UCCUCCUCCUCCUCCAGCCCUUGUGUGGGACUCCAUUUUCCCAGCCCCAAAGUCUCCAAGGGAAGGGGGCCGUGGGAGCGCGCAGCCAAGAUGGAAUAGUAGAGAUCUCUAGAUCUGCAUAUAGCUAUCUAUAGAUCUAUAUAUCUAUACAAAACCCAGCCGUGCCUCGGCGACGUCGCCCGGGCGCCUCCGGAUUUGGGCAGCGUUAGGAUCGGCGUCUUUGUGUGCGCGCUCGCUCGCGCUCGGCUGGACAGUUUUCGCCUUGGUGGCUUUUUGCGCCCCCGCGGAAUGGAUGACCAAGGGAGGCUGAUCCAAGCUCGGGGGGCCGUGGGGCUCCCGCCGGGCCAUCCCGCCGUGCCGGGGGUCCCCAGCAUGACCCCCCACUCCCUCCACGAGCCCCCCUCGGAUAACGGCGAGCCGCGCAAGCAAGACAUCGGCGACAUCCUGCAACAGAUCAUGACCAUCACUGACCAAAGCUUAGACGAGGCGCAGGCAAAGAAACAUGCCCUGAAUUGUCACCGCAUGAAGCCAGCUCUCUUCACCGUCCUCUGCGAAAUCAAAGAAAAGACAGGACUGAGCAUCCGAAGCUCCCAGGAGGAGGAGCCGGUGGACCCCCAGCUGAUGCGCUUGGACAAUAUGCUGCUGGCCGAGGGGGUGGCUGGCCCAGAGAAAGGGGGUGGGUCUGCGGCAGCGGCAGCAGCGGCCGCGGCAGCAGGGGGGGUGUCCCCAGAUAACUCCAUUGAGCACUCCGAUUACCGCAACAAGCUCUCCCAGAUCCGCCAAAUCUACCACUCCGAGCUGGAGAAAUACGAGCAGGCCUGCAACGAGUUUACGACACAUGUGAUGAACCUCCUUCGGGAGCAGAGCCGCACGCGCCCCGUGUCGCCCAAGGAGAUUGAGCGCAUGGUCAGCAUCAUCCACCGGAAGUUCAGCUCCAUCCAGAUGCAGCUGAAGCAAAGCACCUGCGAGGCUGUCAUGAUCCUGCGAUCCCGCUUCCUCGAUGCCAGGCGGAAGCGGCGCAAUUUCAGCAAGCAGGCUACGGAGGUGCUUAAUGAGUAUUUCUACUCUCACCUGAGCAACCCUUACCCCAGCGAAGAGGCCAAAGAGGAGCUUGCCAAGAAGUGUGGAAUCACAGUCUCACAGGUCUCAAACUGGUUCGGGAACAAGCGCAUCCGCUAUAAGAAGAACAUCGGCAAGUUCCAAGAGGAAGCCAAUAUUUACGCCGUGAAAACGGCUGUCAGCGCCGCACAGAGUGGGGGCGACUCCCCCAACACCCCCUCCUCCGCGGGCUCCGGCGGUUCCUUCAACCUCUCCAGUUCUGGGGAUAUGUUCAUGGGCCUUCAGGGUCUGAAUGGAGACUCGUAUCCCACAUCACAGGUGGAAUCGAUGCGUCACUCGAUGGGGCCAGGGGGCUACGGGGACAGCAUGGCUGCCAGCCAGAUGUACAGUCCACGAGAAAUGAGGGCCAAUGGUGGCUGGCAAGAAGCGGCCACCCCAUCCUCUGUGACCUCCCCAACAGAAGGUCCUGGUAGUGUCCACUCUGACACCUCCAACUGAUCCUGCUGGGCUGCGCUCCCUCCUCUGUCGUUUUCUUCCUGGCUCCAGUGAGGGGGGGGAUUAACCCUAGUGCUGAACUAGGCUGGGCAGGGAAAGAACGCGUCUUUUCUCCCACCUGGCAUGAGAUCACUGCACCACCCGCAGUGCCGGGGCAGGGGAGGGAGGCAAGUACAGCAUCUCUUGGCAUUCAAGGUGGCAACACUCCAUGGGGACGAUGAAUUCAAGAUGGCACCUGUUGUGAUCCAAGAUCCUUCCAUGAUCCUGAACGGCACCUCUUAAUAAGCAAGAUGCAACUCUAGAAGCGGUGAAGGGGACCCAAGACGGUGGGAGGUGGGGUGGGGAGCGGGUGGGAGGGGCUAUCUCAAGCGGUCCAUCUGCUUGGAGGGGCUAGGCAGAGGAGCUAAUGUACCUGCAAUGCGAUAUCAUAAUCUGCUGGCUCAGCCUUGUAGAUAAGCACACCUGCCUGAGGGGCUUCGAGAUGGCAUCUAGACUGCUUAUCGUGGGAUUACGAUUCAAGAUGGCAGCACCAACGGGUCUCUUUGUAGUAGGGUGAGCAGAGACGUUGGCCGAAGAGGGCUUAAGUUGGCAUCUCUCCAUGAUGGGAUGAUUCCAAGAUAGCAAACUGUGGUGUCUUCCUGUCGAGAUUUGAACAUGGCUUGUAUAUAUGAAAGAGAGAAAGAGAGAGGGGAAAUCAGGCACGGAUCCUGUCUGGACUCAAGGUGGGCAUCUCCUUUGCUGGUGCUGACCAGAGACACCAACAUCCUUAUGAAAUUAUUUUGGCGGAAAACGAACAUGUAAGGCGAUACAAGGGCCUCGCUGCAAGAUUGUGUGGAGCCAAGGCAAAACCCUCACCUAGGCUGAAGAAACCGUUAUACCUCUCAGUGAAUAGGUUCCCUGGGUAUGAAGAUCUAAGAUGGCUACCAUCUGAAUCAGAAGGGGGAUAUAGCCCUGAAGUGAAGUUAUGAGGGGCCCAAGAUGUUACAGACUGGUGCCCUUCCAUUAGGCCAGAAGUGGGGAACCUUUGGCUUUCCAACGGUUGUUGGGCUGCAGCUGUUGGCCAUGCUGGCUGCGGUUGAUGGGAGAUGUUGUUCAUCAACAUCUGGAGAGCCAAAGGUUCCCCGCUAGAGACAGAACAUACCAUGGUACCUUUUAUCAGAAAGACAGUGGGGGCUGGCUUUCCAAAAUGGCGGUUCAGGAUAAUAGGGGAGGGGAAGUAGUAAUAAGCACAAACUUCUUAUCUCCUAGGCAGGACUAGAAGCUCUGGAAUGAGUUGUUGGGGAAGCCAUAGGGCUAAGAGAGCCCAGCUCACCCCACAUUACACAUGCUGUAUACUGUAGCUGCAUUAUGGGGGGGUCUGCUUUUCUUUCUGACAAAUCUCUUGCUUUCUGAGCUGGUUUGGGUUUUUUUUGGCCUCUCUCUAUUUCAGUUUAUCCCAUUGUAACUGUGUGUACAGUUUCUCUCUUGAGUUUUUUCUCUGCUGUCUCUUAUAUUCUUGAUUCCCCCCCCCCCCCUGUUAAGUUCUUUUCCCUUUCUCCACGCCAUCACCAUCUUAGGGCUUUUCUGCCUUGUCUGACCCAGCACAAUCAGAUAGGUUUCUGAAUGUCACAGUCCUCUUUGUGUGAUAUUUGUGCAUGCCCUAAUCUCGUGCAAAAUGGAGAAAAAUGACCUUUAAAUAUAUAUUUUAAAGGGAGUUUACAGAAUGGUGGAGAUACAGGUUGGGCAUGGCAGUAUCCCUUCCCAUUAAGUCGGUCAAAUCAAUAUGCUGUGUAUCCAGGACGAACUACAGUAAAGGUAAAGGGACCCCUGACCAUUAGGUCCAGUCGUGACCGACUGGUGUUGCGCGCUCAUCUUGCAUUAUUGGUUGAGGGAGCCGGCGUAUAGCUUCCAGGUCAUGUGGCCAGCAUGACUAAGCUGCUAUCUGGCAAACCAGAGCAGCACAUGGAAACACCGUUUACCUUCCCGCUAUAGCGGUUCCUAUUUAUCUACUUGCAUUUUGACGUGCUUUCGAAUUGCUAGGUUGGCAGGAGCUGGGACCAAGCAACGGGAGCUCACCCCGUCGCAGGGAUUCGAACCGCCGACCUUCUGAUCAGCAAGCCCUAGGCUCAGUGGUUUAACCACAGCGCCACCUGGGUCCCCUCAGAGGUACCACUGUACAUUAUGCUGAAUGCUCCAUUGCAUUUCUUCACUUUUAAAAACAGACAUGUGGAGCAGUGACUGGUUCCAAAAAAAUCCCCCGCCACACCCAAAAAUGUCUACUGGCCUUGGAAGGAAAGCUUCCAUUACUGAAAUUACUUCAGGGGGGCUUUUUAUUGGCAAGAAUCCUGCUUGCAGUUUUUGUUUUUAAAAAACCCAUCAGGUUAAUUGAUGGGACUUAAUGUAAUGUGUAGUUUAAAAUGGUGUUUGAAGCCCCUGUGGUAGGAAAGUAAGUCUUGGUUGAAGGUAUAUUCUCUCAAUUCACAUCUGGUGAUGGCUUGAUUGAGUGUGGAUUGAUCAGAUGCCCCAGGAACACUCCCAGAGUCCUCUGCAACUGGGUAGAGUCUCUGUGGCAGAUCUGCAAGGGAUGGAAAAACAAGAAAAGUGCUACAGUACCAGCCAGGGAAACCGCAUUUUGCCAGGGACCAGCGUAUUCUGGUUAAAUGCUCUGGCAGCGCAAUAGUCUUUCAAAGGAAGGGACAGAUACGAGGGGAGGUUUAGGAACAAAGUAGGAAAUGUCAUUUGUUGUGCAAACCACCACCUGCUCCAGAAUCCUGAUUUGUGCAGAAAAGCUCACUCAAGUUGAUGCUUCCAUUUUUCCUUUAGCCCAAUGCAAAUAUGGAGGAUUUGAACAAACCGAAAGCAUUACUCCAGUAUCCCAUGUUCAUUGAUUUCCUUCCCCCACCCUCCCUUUGCUCCUAUGAAUUCCAGCCCAAAGGGGUCGCUACCGAUGCUUGGGAAGCUGGUAUAGUUUGUAUUUCAAAGGA
Zootoca vivipara (common lizard) is the source of this 4517-nucleotide messenger RNA. It is a transcript of the gene PBX2, whose product is annotated as PBX homeobox 2. Gene Ontology annotation, biological process: regulation of DNA-templated transcription. The record is from RefSeq and is a predicted model, not a curated record. Gene Ontology annotation, molecular function: DNA-binding transcription factor activity, RNA polymerase II-specific; DNA binding. Gene Ontology annotation, cellular component: nucleus. Lineage: Eukaryota; Metazoa; Chordata; Lepidosauria; Squamata; Lacertidae.